AUGGCCGGCAACACACAUGUCUCGCACUGCGUGACGGAAAGUCAGGGCGGCAGUGCCGCGAAUUCCUCGAGUUCGAAGGGGGGGAUCCUGCGGUCGACGCUCACAGGGCCUCAAAACCCCUUAUCUCCACCGGCAGCCGCCGUGGAACUGCUGGAGGAUGUGGCGAUGCCAACCGCAAAGAUGGAGAUGCAGGAAAUAAAUCGCAUUUUAUGCGGACACGACGUGGAGUGCGUGCCCCGCUUGCGCCCGUCAUCGAGCUGUCAAACGCCUGUGCCACACAGCUACACUGGCUUAGUCCAACUGCUUCCGGCAGAGAUUCUCUUCGGCGUCAUGACGUUUUUAGAUGCCAGAAGCCUGUUCCAAUGUAGAGCUGUUUGUCGCUCGUUCAACAAUGCGUUGCUGUCUCACGGUGUUCAGCUCCCCACUUCAUCCUUGACUCGCGCUGUGUUGGACACCACAGUUGGAACCGACACGUUAACCGGGGUGGUGCGUCGCCGUGAGGCAAGGCUUCGGCAGAGUGAGCGAGCCUGGGCGCUCUGGAUGACGCACUACUUGACGGCCAGACUUGGGCAGAAGGUGGAUAGGAAGGCUUUUAACAAACUGUGCUUCGAGGGCAAGGCCCAAACGGCGCAGCUGCGUUGCGCACAAAGGUCCGCUCGCCGCGCCACCGAGGAGUGGCUGGGGCACCAGUCCGAUUGCUGUCGCGUGCAACAUAAUAUACGCCGUAACUGGUUUAACGUCGCGUCUCUAAGUUGCACAGGGGCUGUGGGAGUUUCCCCUGUUAUUCUACCCGACGGAACGUUAUGCAUUAACGAUCCCGUCGACACCAUCCUUCUUUAUGCUCGACGGGAUCGCGACAUGCUUCCAUGCUUCACGCGACACGCCAAACAGGUAUUACCUUCAAGAGCAGUUGAGGCGCGUCGAGACCUUUGGGCUGCCUUUGAUAAGGUUACUUUUUCAUCGGCGGUGUCUCUUUUGCAUUAUGACCCGUGCACGGAGGCUCUUAUAGUGGGACUUGAAAAAAGCGAAGUGGUGCUUUUACGGGUAUCCAGCGCUGUAGUGAUCGGUCUUGAAAGACGCCUGGAAGUGGGGCUGGAGCACGGGAAGCCACACUCACGGCCGGGACGGCGAGUGCUUCGCUCCCCCACAGGCAACAUCCAGGAAAGUGUCACGGUGUUGGCGCACCACCGCACCACAGAGGACACCCGGGGAAGUUUUGUCCCGAUAGACGUGGACACCGUGGGUCUUCCAGACUACGAGUGGAGCCUGGCUGAAAUGACGGCCGUCACGCAAAAGCACGGCAUUGAUGUCGAUUUGAGCCGUGUCAUUGUCGUUCGACGCGAAGAGGACGCUGCCGCCUCGCUGAUAUCCACCCGUCCAUGUCCAGGCGUGUGCCUCACUUCGGAGGAUAUGUUAGAAAUUACCGCGCUACGCCACGCAUUGGCUGCUGGCGAUCAUAAUUUCGGCAACAAUGCACAGGGCGAGACGGCUCAGCGCGGCAAUUUUCCAGCUGCUCCCGCCGCCGUUGGCGCGGACGCCGGUGCCGAGUCUGGGAUGCCGGGCUCUGUGGUGGUUACCUCGGCUGUUGAAUCCGCUGACGCACACACUAGCGGGAGAACGACGCUGUCCAUCAACACAACAUGGGAGGGAAGCUCGAUAAUGAGGAUGGGCACGAAUGACACGGCCGACACUAAGCACGUCAUGGAAAAGUGCGUGUUUGCCGUCUUCAACGAGCAGGCAGCCCUGACAUCUGUGGUGGCGCGUACGGCUGAGGCGGGUGUAUUUGCUCUUGGCCCAAACGCCUGCACACCUCUUGGUGUAAACUACUCAGGUGAUGUUAAAAAGGCAUAUGUGCUUCAAGCUCCCGUGUUUCGACGUCGAGAAACGCCUCCGAUAGAAAGCAUGGACGAGGGUGAGGCAACAAUUGCCUAUUUGAUGGCAAGUGGAAUUCUCAUUUGUCAGAAGUCGAUUAUUCGCGAUGUAAAAGAGGCGGUAAAGUGUGUCUGGAGUGGGUCCAGUCUUGCCAACAGUAGGAAGGACAGGAAUCGCGGCGAGAAGUCUCGGAAGGCUUGCACAACGCAUUUGCGCCGGUGUGCGUGGUACUUUCUGAGGGGUUAUAGUUAUAGCUCCCCUUCGCGGGAGAUGACAGUACUGCGGGAAAUAUCGUCCCCUUUACUAUUGGCCUUUGUCAGUCCACGCCCCUGGCCUCAGCAGCACGUGAUGGCGCUGGCGAACUGGCGCCAUGAGGACAGUAAAACGGGACAACAAAAGCAACACCAAGAGAAAAAGAAGCCACCAAACAUGCGUUACUGGUGGUCCCCAUUCCGAGAUGGGCACCCCUACUUCCGUAAACCCUUUAUGUUAUAUGUGGCGAUGUACGUGCCUCUCCUUGCCUUUCAGCGCCAGGAAGCCGGUUCCUCUCGACAGGAACUUCCGCUGGAAGGGCAGCCGCGGUUUCAGGAGGUAGAAAUUAUAGAAGACAUGUCUCAGAUGGGAUUAGGCGUCUUCUCAGUGGCCCUCUCACCGACGCACGCCUUCUUCCUGCUAGGAAUGGUGAAUGGUGCAAUCCUCCUCCUCUCCCCAUCCUGCACUGGCAUUCGUGACGAGGCGCCGCAAGCGCGCUCUCCCGCCGCAGAGCAGCUUCCCUCGCAACCGGCGGACGAGCCCACUCGUGCGGUAUCUGUCGGUGUUACGAGGCGAGGGGUUUCGAGUGCGCGGGGAAAUGCGCUGCCGCAGGGUGCGGAGAACGGGGACGAAGACGAAGACGAAGGCGAGGAAGAGGAGGAGGAGGAUGGGGAGGAUGUCGCGUUCACCAUGCCGCGUCUACCACGGGCGCCCUUGAACCAUUUGUAUCGGACCACAUUACCUGAAACAGUGGAGGAAAUCGUACGGCAGCGCCGUCGACGUCAGCCGCAUCUCCGCUCUUUUACAGCUACACAAAUGUUUGGUGAUGGCUUCCGUGAAGAUCCAUUCAUUCAAGAAGUACAGCGCGGCACGAAGUCUGUCUUGGCUCCCAUGGUGGGUGAGAAUUCGCCAGCAAACAAAAUGCCACUUCACGCGGUGUGGAUCCUCGCACCGCGCGAAAAUAGCCAUCUCUUUGGCGGAGCAGCUGUACGGAGCAUGCACCUGGACGAAUGGAAACUCACAACACUUAGUAUGUCGUUUGAGAUUGCCGUGUACGAUCUCACACCAGAAACGAGAAGUGGCCAGACGGGGAUGUUGGUUGUGCCGCUCUUGACGCUGAGCCCGUACAAACGCCAUCCUUUCGCUGGGCUUCCCAGACCGAAGGAGGAGUUCUGGUUCUGUGCAAAACUACGCCAAAUGAUACUGGUUGGUUCUAAACGUGGACUUAUUGGGUCAGAGAUGAUGUGGCGCAAUGGCCUGCUACUCGUUUCCAGCCAGUUGGGAGGAAAGAGAUGCACCAUUUUUGAUUUUAGUCUCGCGUUUCGUGAUCCGGAGAAAAAAGGCGAGGGCGCACCGGUGGCGUACUCGACCACCCGAAGAGAGUACCACCGAUGCACUUCUGGUGUGACGCUGUUAAUCCCGGCAGGCGAGAACGGUGCGGUUUACUUUCCGCGUCACUACCCACUGCUGCUGCGAUGGGAAUUUUUGUUUCUUAUCAUGGCUGUGGUGCGAUCCUUCACUACGUUCUGCGCAAGUCUCGCCACUGCAUUGCUGAUGUUGCGCAUCGAUGAAUACAUCGCCAUACCGUAUUGGAGUAUUCUGCUUCUGUACUCUCCUUUUGCUCUGAACUUUCUACUGAGCGACACUCUUUUGUACGACCCCUACUCUGCAAAGGGUUGUGGAGUGCCGUUUUACUCCCAUGUUGUCUCAGAUGUGCUUGUGCUUGUGGUGUUUCCUGUCCUCUUCACCGUUAGGCACGACGCGUACGACAAAUUUCACCCUUCUUGGGUGUUUAUUACCCUUUCCCUGGAUGUUGGCCUCGCCCUCAAGCCUGUGCCCUCUGCCUAUCUCGCUAUCUAUAAGGAGGACUUCUGUCCUCGGGCAGUUGUGGAGCAACUGGGAAAAUUUGUUGGGAAUGCCCUCUACAUCGCGUUCAUUGUACUGCUUUCAUUGUAUUUCGACGGACCCUUGGCGACGGAUCCGCGGAAGCCAAAGUUUGACCUCUUUAUUGCCUUCCUGCCUGUUUUUGUGCUUCUUCUUUUCACUUUUUUCAAGACUAUCUUUCUGUAUUACCAAACCCGCAACAGGGCCUACAUUUUUUUUCUGGCGAUUUCUGCGCUAGUCAUUUUACUCCCCAUGUGUAUGUUUAUAUGGGAAUUUAGUUGGUACUAUGCAGUUUCCAAUCGGGGCAGAAUGUUUCGUCCAUCUUUAACUCAGACGUGUUUUAUCAUUCCAUGUUUUUUCUUGCUUUUUUCCUUGUACGUUGCGUUCUCCUCGGUUAUGUUGUUGGCUUCUUACUAA
Trypanosoma conorhini is the source of this 4425-nucleotide messenger RNA. RefSeq lists its product as uncharacterized. Gene Ontology annotation, molecular function: protein binding. The transcript has a single exon. Bases 1 to 4425 code for a protein of 1474 amino acids. The record is from RefSeq and is a predicted model, not a curated record. Lineage: Eukaryota; Euglenozoa; Kinetoplastea; Trypanosomatida; Trypanosomatidae.